Pyrus x bretschneideri (Chinese white pear) is the source of this 2069-nucleotide messenger RNA. RefSeq names its product monooxygenase 2. Gene Ontology annotation, molecular function: FAD binding. Lineage: Eukaryota; Viridiplantae; Streptophyta; Magnoliopsida; Rosales; Rosaceae. The transcript is spliced from 6 exons. Bases 545 to 1909 code for a protein of 454 amino acids. The record is from RefSeq and is a predicted model, not a curated record.
ACAGCUACUCAAACUCAAGACGAAAUCGAUACGGUUCGCACCCAAAAACAGAGAAGAACAGCCAACAAGUAUUCCAAAAAUCAAAGAUCGUGUCUACCCGGAGAUAAUUUUGUGAAACCAAGAGGAAGAAAUUGAUAGAAAACAGGGGGGCACAACGAUGAAGGCGGAGGAAAACCCAGAAGAGGAAACCAGAAAAUGGAAAGCCAAAAGGUAAGUCAAACAGAUGAAUCGAAGGAGAGAAAGAAAGGAUGGAGGACGCGUGGGCUGGAUGGAACACUAUGUCAAUAUACGUUGCUAAUGUUGACAAGCCCGGCCCAGACGAGCUCCACAACCAAAAGGGCCUCUGAAAUAUCUUUCUUUCCCGGGUUUAUCUGAUCCAAAUGUUAGAAAUCCAAUUUCAUGGUAACCACUGCUUUUUCCAUGGCUAAUUGGCAGACCAACACCUCCUCUCUCUCUCUCUCUCUCUCUCUCUCUCUCUCUCUCUCCCCCCCUCUCCAAAACUCUGCAAUGUUAAUUGAAUAAUAAAACACAAGUGAAAACAACCAUGGCUACGUUUUCUUUGUCCCUAGUGUUUCACAACCCACUUGUUUCACCAUACCAUUCGAAAAUUGGAUCACUUUCUGGCACCCAAUCCAAUUGGUUUCAAUCUCCAAUCAGAACCAGAACCAGAACGAAACCCAAUUCUCGCUCAAUCAUCAAAGCUCAAUCCGGUGCUCGCAGUGAAAACAUUGUCAUCGUCGGCGCCGGAAUUGCUGGUCUUGCCACUGCACUCUCUCUUCACAGGCUUGGAGUUGGGUCGCUGGUGCUUGAACAAGCAGAGUCACUUCGAACUGGAGGAACAUCACUCACCCUUUUCAAAAAUGGGUGGCGAGUUUUGGAUGCAAUUGGAGUUGGAAACCAUCUCAGGACUCAGUUUCUUGAAAUUCAAGGGAUGGUGGUAAAGACCGACAAUGGAAGAGAGCUACGGUCUUUCAAGUUCAAAGAGGAAGAUGAAAGCCAAGAGGUGCGUGCUGUAGAGAGGAGAAUACUGCUGGAGACUCUUGCCAAUGAACUACCUCCGGGUGCGGUUCGUUUCUCUUCAAAGCUGGCAAAGAUUGAAAAAACUGAAAAUGGAGAAACGUUGUUGCAAUUGGUGGAUGGUACCCAGCUAUAUGCAAAGAUAGUAAUUGGAUGUGAUGGAAUUCGAUCUCCUAUAGCUACGUGGAUGGGGUUCCCCGAGCCUAAAUAUGUAGGGCAUUGUGCUUUUCGUGGUCUUGCAAGUUACCCCGACGGGCAGCCAUUUGAACCAAGGUUGAAUCAAAUCUAUGGAAAGGGACAGCGUGCCGGUUUUCUUCCUAUUUCUCCUACGAAAGUCUACUGGUUCGUCUGCUACAACAGAGCAUCUCUAGGUCCGAAGAUUACUGACGGGCCAUUUUUAAAGAAGCAAGUUACCGAACUAGUCGAAGACUGGCCUUCGGACCUAUUGAACAUCAUAGAUAAUACCCCGGAUGACACAAUCAUUGGAACACCACUCGUAGACCGGUGGCUAUGGCCCGGCAUCAGCCCUUCGGCUUCAGCAGGAAGAGUUGUGCUGGUAGGAGAUGCAUGGCAUCCAAUGACUCCGAAUCUUGGGCAAGGUGCUUGUUGUGCUUUGGAAGAUGCAGUAAUUCUGGCAAGAAAGCUUGCGGGUGCCAUCGAGUCAGGACCAGCAUCCGUAGAAGAUGCUCUCAGCUCGUAUGGAAGCGAGAGAUGGCCACGCAUCUUUCCGCUGACUGUACGUGCAAAUCUUGUAGGGUCACUCCUACAGUGGGAGGACCCUGUUGUGUGUUUUUUUCGGAACAAUGUCAUCUUUCCCAAGCUUGUUAGGUUAGGACCAUUGUUGGAGCACACAAAUUUCGACUGUGAGCCUCUACAAACUUCAGUUGUGUAACAUUGGCGGCAGUGUCAUCAUCCCCAGAACUAAUUAGGUUAAAAACAUUGUUGGAAGUUCAAAGUCUAUUAAAGACAAGGGAUGGGAAAUAUGCUUUGAAAUGAUCUUAAAGUACUAAUUGUACAUGACACUAUACUGUUUAUGAACGAGGUCUAUGUUA